Messenger RNA from Gracilinanus agilis (Agile Gracile Mouse Opossum), 537 nucleotides. It is a transcript of the gene GKN2, whose product is annotated as gastrokine 2. Lineage: Eukaryota; Metazoa; Chordata; Mammalia; Didelphimorphia; Didelphidae. The transcript is spliced from 5 exons. Gene Ontology annotation, biological process: regulation of cell population proliferation. Bases 1 to 537 code for a protein of 178 amino acids. The record is from RefSeq and is a predicted model, not a curated record.
AUGUUCCUUCUGGCAGUGCUAGCCAUCUUUUGUACUCAAACUCAUGGAUAUGAGGUUUUUAACUACUUGAAUCCUGCCAAUAAUGGUGGCCCAGCCCAGGAAACAGUACAAAUUGAAAAUGAGAAAAAUAUCGCCAUCAUCAACGUCAAUGCAGGGAAGUGCUCUUCCACCACAAUCUUUGACUACAAACAUGGUUAUAUUGCUUCCAGGUUACUUUCUAGGAGAGCCUGCUAUAUAAUGAAGAUGAACCAUGAAAGUAUCCCUGCUCUGGAUCAACUCCGAAGAUAUGUUUAUGAGAGACAGGCACUGCAAAACAUGUUUUCUCCCAAAUAUUCCUGGGUGAAAUACAACCCCAUACAGUCCCUGCUCACUGAUAUUGAUUGGUUCCUGUUUGGCUCACCCAUAGAGAAGCUUUGCAAACAUGUGCCCCUGUACAAGGGUGAAGUGGUUAAAGAGAACCCUGGUGCUAAGGGUUGUGCCAAGGUUGGUCUCCUGGGCAUUCUCCAUAUUGGCAUUUGCGCAGACCUCCACCUUUAA